AUGGAUCUAGACAUCCCAGGUGGAGAUGAUGAGAUGCUCCAGUUCGCUGAACUCAAUGUUCCGGACAUAGCAUCCAAAGACCCAGAGGAGAGAAAGUGUGCAAGGAGGAUUAGGAUCAAGAGACGGUUGGAAGCUAAAGAAAAACAACAAAUGUUGGCUAUGGAAGCUGUAGAAGAGAAGCAACCGGAGAAGCCAACUCUACUCCAGAUCCAAUUAGAGAAAAGUAGUGAAAUCUUGAAGCAACUUUUCUUAGAGGUGGAACAACAAGUAACCAACGUGCGAGUAGCUAAUGAUGCUCGAGAGGUGGAUAGUCGUGAAGGUGAAGCUAUCAUCCGUGAGCAAGUCAUGGCUCAACUGGAAGAGGAAGCGAAUUUGGCAAUAGAGAUGUUCGAUUUAAUAGCGACAAAAUGGGCAAACAUCAUGAACUACAACGAUCCUUUGAAUAUCCACGACGAGAUCAAAUUUCAACAGGAUAAAUGCAAUGAAUUGAUCAAGCAGAAGGACACGACCAUCACAAUGCUCAGAAACGAAGUGAAACGUGCCGAACAUAAAUUCUAUAAAGACCAAAAGAUGCAGAACGAUGAAGUCAGUACAUUGGCUAAGCGCGUUGAGAAACAGGUGGCUAUCAUGAGAGUGGCGCAUAGUAACGAGUUGCAGGAUAUCCUGGACGUUAUGAUCCAAGAAAGGAGUAAUAUCAUGGAGAACAAUAAUAAACGUUGGGAAGAGUUGUACAAGAAGAGAGAGGAACAGGAGUUGGCUAUAAGUGAGAAUAAGUUUCGUCAGAAAGACGAGUUCGAGGAGGUUGUCACCAUUGUGAGAAUCAAGCAUUACGAACGGGUCAGAGGUGUGAAGAUCCGGUUGGAGAGAAACUGCGAGAUUCUUCAGCAGGAAUUUGAAGCCAUCAAAGCUAUAGCCAUGGCAAAUCAAGAGAAAAUGGAUUAUAAUUAUCAGAUUUUGAAGAAGCGUGAGGAUGAGAAUAUCAUUAUCAAAUCGGAGCAGAAGAGGAAGCUGAAUAAGUUGCAGGAUGUCAUCAAUCACCAGAGAGAUAAAAUCGACAAUUACGAGAUAAACUCGAAAAAUGAAAUGGAUAAGUUGUUCAAUGAGAUUUUCAAAUUGCAGAAGUGCAUACAAGGUGUCAAAGUGAAAUCGGAAGGUAUGUCGAGUAGCAAUGAAAAGAAAUACAUGUCCGUUUGGGAGUUGAAUAGGAAGAUGGCUUCGAAAAUCUUGAACAAGUUGCUGACUAUAGAUAAGUUGCUGCAUGAGCAACAGUUGGGAUUGAAGUGGGAAGAACCUUAUACGCAACCUAAGAAGAUGCAAGAUUUAGUUAGCUACGUGAAUGCCACGAAUAUGAUGCGCGCUGUUAAAGGGUCGAUCGCACCGAAACCAUCGAAUAUGUCAAUGCAUCUUAGCAAUCCGGAUUUGGAAAAUACUUUGGCUUAUAAACGGACUUUGAAUAAUGUCCUUGACAGGAUUUCCGAUCGCUCUAAUUUCAUUAUCGAAAGUAGAUUGAACGCAAUAUUGGCGGAAAGGGUUAAAGAGGAGGAUGUUAUGCUCAGAGUUGAUAAUUUGUUUGCUGCAUUGCAAUUAUCCGAUAAAGCCGACAUUAAUAUCAUGAUGCAUUACUUCAUGCCGUACGUCAAGUGUCCCAUCUGUAUCAAUGCAAAUCGGGGUUCCGAUUUAUCCGUAGACACUUAUAUGACAGACAAAUCUGUGUCCACUUUCCAAGAGAGUCUCAUGGAGCAGCAGGACGAAGAUAAUAAUCCUUUAUUGGGUGUCAAAGAAACGGAUGACACCGUUGAUGAUAUCUUGGCAGAUAUUGUUACUUCCACUAGAUUGGAUGAAGAAAAACCUGAGUAUAUACAACAUACCGGAGAGUGUCUGGGUCCUAAUCCCAUGCUCGAAGAACAGGAGAAGAAGAUUCAAACUAUAGAGUACAUGCAGUAUGGUAACAUCCAAACGGCCUCAACCACUUGCAUGUAUAACCAUCAAUUGGUGAUGGAUCCAGCUCAUGUCUUAAAAGCGUUACGAGAGUUCGUCACUAACACGAAUUCGGGAGAAGAGGAAAAAUCCAUGGAAGUUCCGGAUAUCGCGAAGAAAACUCCUACGAUUUCGCGACUGAUGACAUCGCAGGAUGUGAGCGCUUAUUGGAACAGCUACAAGAACAUUUUGGGAUCCGAUAAGAUCCAAUUGUGGGAUGCCCUUUACUACGGCAUGGAAAAGUAUCACGAAAUCCUUGUCGAUCGUAGUAAGGUUCAUCAAAAGGUGAUUUGUCUGAGAAGACAGAACGAGGAAUUAAGACAUUUGCUGGCAAAGUACAAGAUCGACGGAACGAUGCCGCCUCCAUGCGCCGAACAAAGGGAAAUUCCGAUCAUGCCGAAGGGCCCAGGCACGCGUAAAUCUAUAGAGUACCGGGUGAUGAGAAACCGCCCAAGAUAA
This is a messenger RNA of Nicrophorus vespilloides, 2436 nucleotides long. RefSeq names its product dynein regulatory complex protein 1. Lineage: Eukaryota; Metazoa; Arthropoda; Insecta; Coleoptera; Silphidae. Gene Ontology annotation, biological process: regulation of cilium movement; axonemal dynein complex assembly; cilium-dependent cell motility. The transcript is spliced from 7 exons. Gene Ontology annotation, cellular component: axonemal dynein complex; axoneme. Bases 1 to 2436 code for a protein of 811 amino acids. The record is from RefSeq and is a predicted model, not a curated record.